This is a messenger RNA of Acomys russatus (golden spiny mouse), 3891 nucleotides long. It is a transcript of the gene Fnip2, whose product is annotated as folliculin interacting protein 2. Gene Ontology annotation, molecular function: protein-folding chaperone binding; ATPase inhibitor activity. The transcript is spliced from 18 exons. The record is from RefSeq and is a predicted model, not a curated record. NCBI's taxonomy places the organism in Eukaryota, Metazoa, Chordata, Mammalia, Rodentia, Muridae. The coding region runs from base 111 to 3608 and encodes 1165 amino acids. Gene Ontology annotation, cellular component: cytoplasm.
CUUCUGGUCGCUGCGGCGGAAUAUCUCUCAGAUAAGGAAGGAGCUUCCAGAGUGAUCUACGCCACACUGGUGGUCAGGAUCAACUGAAGAGCAUCUAUGUCCCUCAGAAGAUGUGUGGUGGUACAGCAAAAGCUACAAGCUGGCCACUGGGCCAACAGGAGCCAGCCAGAUGUGUGAUCGAUGCCACUUCUGGUGCUGGCAGGAUUUUCAAGACACUCGCACGUGCGAAGAUUCCCAAGCGUGCCAGAGGAGGAAGGGGCACGGAGUCCGCAGUGCUAGACCACAGUUGGUCCUGUUCGGAAUUUGACCUGAGUGACAUCCGCCUGCUAGUGUACCAGGACUGUGAGAGGAGAGGCAGGCAAGUCAUGUUUGAUUCCAGAGCUGUUCAGAAGAUGGAAGAGGCGGCAGCUCAGAAAGCAGAGGAUGUCCUUAUUAAGCCAUCAGCCAGGUGCUGUCAGGAGAGCGGCGGUGUCAGCAGCAGCAGCAGCAGCAGCAGCUCGUCCCAUAGCUCUGGAGGACCCUUACCGCAGGCUAAGGAGCAGCUCCCAAAGUACCAAUAUACAAGACCAGCAUCUGAUGUCAACAUGCUUGGAGAAAUGAUGUUCGGCUCUGUGGCAAUGAGUUACAAAGGCUCCACUCUGAAGAUACACUACAUCCGUUCUCCUCCACAACUGAUGAUUAGUAAAGUCUUUUCUGCUAGAAUGGGUAGCUUCUGUGGAAGUACAAAUAACCUACAGGACAGCUUCGAAUACAUCAACCAAGAUCCUCAGGUUGGAAAACUGAACACAAGCCAGAGCAGUUUGGGUCCUUGUCGCACUGGAAGUAAUCUAGGUUUGCUCCAGGCGUGCAGCGGCAAACUGCUGCAGGGGCUGUCCGAAGGAGGGCCGCUCCGGCUCACCCGGAGCGCUUCUUUCUUUGCAGCGCACAGCACCCCAGUUGAUAUGCCAAGCAGAGGGCAGAAUGAAGACAGGGACAGUGGCAUUGCUCGGUCAGCUUCGCUGAGCAGCCUUUUGAUCACACCCUUCCCAUCUCCGAGCUCCUCUACAUCCUCUUCUAGCAGCUACCAGCGCCGCUGGCUUAGAAGUCAGACAACCAGUUUGGAAAAUGGCAUCUUUCCAAGGAGGUCAACUGAUGAGACGUUUAGCUUGGCUGAAGAAACCUGUAGCUCUAAUCCAGCCAUCGUGAGAAGGAAGAAGAUCGCCAUCAGCAUCAUCUUUUCCUUGUGUGAGAGAGAGGCAGCACAGCGGAACUUCCAGGACUUCUUUUUCUCCCAUUUCCCCCUGUUUGAAUCUCACAUGAACAGGCUAAAGAGUGCAAUUGAGAAGGCCAUGAUCUCCUGUAGGAAGAUCGCAGAAUCAAGUCUCCGAGUCCAGUUUUAUGUGAGCCGUCUGAUGGAAGCACUGGGAGAAUUCAGGGGGACUAUCCGGAGCUUAUAUUCUGUUCCAAGGAUAGCUGAACCAGUAUGGCUUACCAUGAUGUCUAACACCUUGGAAAAAAACCAGCUCUGCCAGCGCUUUCUCAAGGAAUUUGUACUUCUGAUUGAACAAGUCAACAAAAACCAGUUUUUUGCUGCCUUACUAACUGCGGUGUUGACCUACCACCUGGCCUGGGUACCAACUGUCAUGCCUGUUGACCAUCCUCCCAUUAAAGCCUUCUCAGAGAAGCGUACCUCACAGUCAGUGAAUAUGCUGGCCAAAACACAUCCGUAUAAUCCUCUCUGGGCACAGCUGGGUGACCUUUAUGGAGCUAUAGGCUCUCCAGUGAGACUGACUCGCACCGUGGUGAUUGGGAAGCAGAAGGAUUUGGUCCAGCGCAUCCUUUAUGUUCUGACAUACUUUCUCCGUUGCUCGGAACUGCAAGAGAAUCAGCUGACCUGGAGUGGGAAUCCUAGUGAGGAUGACCAAGUUAUAAAUGGGAGCAAGAUUGUAACAGCCUUGGAAAAAGGAGAGGUGGAGGAGUCUGAGUAUGUGGUGGUUACCGUGAGAAAUGAGCCUGCUCUUGUGCCGCCAAUCUUACCACCAGGGGCAGCUGAGAGGAGCAGCCCUGAGCCUACAGGAGUAGCUGAGAUCCCAGAGGGCAGUGGUACUAGUGAUCUGGGUCACAGACCUCAGAAAAGCAGAUGCAAGAGGCCAGAGCAGGAUUCUGAGACCGGUAGCAUGGGGCUCCAGGAGGCAGAACCUGACAGUCUGUGGGCACCUCAAGGCAUAUUCUGUGAGGACAAAGAGAAUGACCAAGAGGCAGCCCAGGAUGACUCUUCAAGACCUCCCAGCUGUGAGGCUCCCAGAGUAAGAAUAAAGGUGGACCAACAAACUGCCCAUGAGGAGCCGCAUGGGGAGAUGGUAAAGAAGCCGGCAGACCGGUCAGUGGCCUGGUCCUGCCCUGACAGACAUUCCCAGGAGGAGCCUCCUGUUGAAAAGGUCACUUUCCAUAUUGGAAGUUCCGUCUCUCCAGAGUCUGACUUUGAAAGCCGGGCCAAGAAAAUGGAGGAACGGUUAAAGUCCUGUGGACAAUUUCAUGAGGCCAGUGGCUCUGCCAUGUCUAGUGUGAACAGUGGCCUGACUCAAGACCAGCAGGACUCUAUGGGCUUGCAAGCUGAUUCUCAGAAGGACAUCACCCUCCCUCAGGACCACUCUUCAAGGGGAGAAAGUGUCUCUGAGGACAGAGGCCUCCGAGCCAGCAUCGUGGCCCGUGCUGUGGGACAACUUAGCCAAGUUGAUGGCCCCCUUGCACCUCCCAGCUGUGCAGCAGGCAGUAGCCGGACACCACCGGAACAGACUAGAGAUUUGCAAUUCGAAGGCAAGACAGGGCCUUCAUCAGAGCCUGUUCCAAACAGAUGUAGACAGCAGGGUGGCCUGCUGGACGCUGCAGAUGUCCCCUAUGGGGAUGCCAGUGAUAAGGACAACUACAGGAUAGAAGGAGACAUUCCCAGGAAUGAGAGCUUGGACAGUGCUCUUGGAGACAGUGACGAUGAAGCAUGCCUUUUAGCCCUGCUGGAACUAGGUCACAGUUGUGACAGGACGGAAGGGUCCUUGGAAGUGGAGCUGCCUCUGCCAAGGUCUCAGAGCACCAGCAAGCCAAACAUUAGGAAUUUUGCCCGCUCACUUUUGGCGGGCUACUGCGCCACGUAUAUGCCCGAUUUGGUGCUGCACGGAGCCAGCAGCGACGAGAAGCUGAAGCAGUGCCUGGCAGCUGAUCUGCUCCACACGGUGCAUCAUCCAGUGCUUGAUGAGCCCAUAGCCGAAGCUGUCUGUAUCAUUGCAGACACGGACAAAUGGACUGUCCAGGUGGCCACGAGUCAGAGGAAAGUGAUGGACACCAUGAAGCUGGGCCAAGAUGUCUUGGUCUCUAAUCAGGUGUCUAGUUUACUUCAGUCCAUCUUGCAGCUCUAUAAGCUUCAACUCCCUGCCGAUUUUUGCAUCAUGCACCUGGAAGACAGACUACAGGAGAUGUACCUUAAAAGUAAAAUGCUCUCAGAGUAUCUCCGAGGACACACACGUGUGCACGUGAAAGAACUGAGUGUGGUGCUGGGGAUUGAAUCCAACGACCUGCCUCUGCUGACCGCGAUUGCCAGUACCCAUUCUCCUUAUGUGGCACAAAUCCUCUUAUAACCGACUGUAGGGCAGUUCUCACUGGAAGAUGAAACACAGAGGAGGACGCUCUCAGUGACAGCAAAGGCAUGAGAACUCGGAGCACUCACCCACAUUGUUUGUGUGGCUGCUGCCUAGUGACUGUUCCAUUGGAAGGCUUGUGUUUACUCCAUACAGUUUGUGACUGAUCAGGAGCACUCUGAGCCUUUGUUUCCCAGGAAUCAAAAGGAAGUGAGCUUUCUGGCGGGAGGGAAACAUAAGCAGUACAGUCAUACCAAGCAGCUGCCCUCAUACUGUUGGGCAG